UGUGUGUGUGUAUGGAGUUUGUUUCUUACUUCCCCCCUCCCCCAUCCGCUCCUGCUGCUGCUGCUGAGGCCGAGACAUGAAUGCGAUGAAUGUGGGGCUCACUUCAAAGCAGAAAGCGCGAGGGCAGCGAAAGGGGUGUUGUAAUGUCGUCAGCGAAGGAAAAACGCAUCGAGCGCGAGCCGUUUUUAGAUGGCCGCUUUUUUCUUUUUCCCGUGCGUAAGUGGGAUGAUUUGAUAUAUUGACGUUUGUAGUGGUUAAAGAUGGCUGUGACAACGUGUUCUCGCACUAGUUGAGUCGAAUCCACAAAACAAGCUCGGUGCAAACAUCGGCUAGGGCACUCAAAGAUGGUGAAAGUGUUUCUGGCCGUCUAUGCUCACUUGUUUGGGAAGGUCUCGCGCCGCACGUACUUCCUCUCCUCGCGCGUCGCGUUCUUUGAAGCGGUUGAUGUUCGCUCUAUUUAUGUUUCUAACUUAUCGUGGCGUUUUGUUUUGUAGCUAGUUAGUAGGCUCCUCGGGUUAACCCCCUGUGGUGUUUUGUUUUUAAGUUAACGGCGUCAGUGCGCGUUAAAUAUUUGUGAAUUGGCGUCUUGUGCUGGAUUAGCCUGCUAGCUCAUCGCCAUUGAAGUUCAAGUUAUUGACUGGGAGAGCUCAAGGUUUCUUUCUGCCUUAGCUCGCUUAUCAAGAACAUCAGACGAAGUCUAGUUGGCAGGCGGUCAGUCACAGGUUCUAAGGUCGGAACUUGAAAGUGUUGGGUUUAUGGUUGGUGUCGUAAAGCGUGUCACCGGAGGAAUUCUUUCGCAGUGGCAUUAAUAGAAGUCUGGAUAUAAACUUUCUGCCUUGUGGGCUGUACUGGGACAGGGUGCAGGGACACUGUGAGCAUGAGCGUAAAAGAGAUGGCCUGUUAUCCGCCAGAUGUGGGCAGCAGCUUCACUGAGGAUGCCCCCAGACCCCCGGUCCCCGGGGAGGAGGGCGAUCUGGUGUCCAGCGAUGGACGGCAAUACAGCCACAGCUUUUACUCGUCUAAGAGUGAGAGCCUCAAGAACGAGACCUCCAUAGCUACGCCCAGAAGACCCGACCUGGACCUGGGCUACGAGCCCGAGGGUAGCGCUUCCCCGACGCCCCCCUACCUGAAGUGGGCGGAGUCCUUGCACUCGCUCUUAGACGACCAAGAUGGCAUCCACUUGUUCAGGACUUUCCUCAAACAGGAGGAGUGCGCCGACAUGCUGGACUUCUGGUUCGCCUGCAGCGGCUUCCGCAAGCAGGAGGCCAACGAAGGCAAUGAGAAGAUGCUGAAGCUCGCCAAAGCCAUUUACAAAAAGUACAUCUUGGAUAACAACGGCAUCGUGUCCCGGCAGAUCAAACCGGCCACAAAGAGCUUCAUCAAGGACUGUGUGAUGAAGCUUCACAUCGAUCCCGCCAUGUUCGACCAGGCGCAAACCGAAAUUCAGACUAUGAUGGAAGAAAACACCUACCCUUUGUUUUUAAAGUCCGACAUAUACUUGGAAUACACCAGGACGGGCGGAGAAAGUCCCAAACUGUUCAGCGACCAGAGCUCGGUGUCAGGCAACGGCAAAGCCCUGCCGGGCUACCUGCCAACUCUGAACGAAGACGAGGAAUGGCGUUGCGACCAGGAACAGGGGCAGAACCACGAAAGCGACCCCACUCCCAGCAACAGGCUGACCCAGAAGCUGCUCAUGGAAACCGUGCCUCAGCGGGUGGCCAACAGUAAGAGAUAUCAGGACAACCGUGAGUACAGACACGCGCAAUGGAGGGAGCCCAUAAACCCGUACUACGUGAACACUGGCUACGCGCUGGCGCCCGCCACCAGUGCCAACGACAGCGAGCAGCAGAGCAUGUCCAGCGACGCAGACACUCUCUCCCUGACCGACAGCAGUGUAGAUGGAGUCCCACCUUAUAGAUAUCGUAAGCCGCAUCGACAUGAGAUCCACGAAAGUGCCAAAGUUAAUGGGCGAGUGCCACUACCUCAUAUUCCUCGCACAAACCGGAUGCCAAAGGAUAUUCAUGUUGAGCCGGAGAAGUUUGCGGCGGAGCUCAUCAGCAGGCUGGAGGGGGUGCUGAGGGAACGUGAGGCGCAAGAAAAACUGGAAGAGCGGCUCAAGAGAGUUCGGCUGGAAGAGGAAGGUGACGAUGCGGACAUCUCCACCGCUCCCUCCCUGGCCAAUCACAGGAUUCCUCCCGCGGUUCACGUGCAGCAUUAUGGUGGCCGCUACUCUGAAAUGAGCUACAACGGGCUGCAGCUACGGGACGCACACGAGGAAAACCCCGAGAGCAUCCUGGACGAGCAUGUGCAGCGUGUCAUGAAAACCCCCGGCUGUCAAUCUCCGGGCACGGGCCGCCACUCUCCGAAGUCCCGCUCCCCUGACGGGCUUCCCGCGGGCAAGAUUCCCGGGAUGAUGAUGAUGCCGCUGUCCGGUGGCCAAGGCAAGCACCAGGCUCGACUGGGCCCAAAGGGUGAAGCAGCGCACCUGCACCAUCACAAACACAAUCACCACACACACUAUGCCGCGGGGGGGAAACCCAAAGAGCAGGUGGAUGCGGAAGCCAUGAGGAUGCAUGGGGGAUUGGCCUGGAAUAUGGAGCAACAACACUUUGGAUCCAAGUCACGCAACUUUGCAGAUGGGAUGAGCGUCGGCCCCAGUGCCAUGGACCCCAUGGGUUACGGCAGUAAAGGAAGCACACUGUCAAAGCGACCAGUCAGAAAAGGAGAUGAUGGUCGAAACUUUGAGAUGCGAGAGCCCUUGCCCCUUGAUGAUAUGGAGAGGAACCAGAAGAUCUUGCAGUGGAUGAUGGAGGGCGAGAAGGAAGCUGGUCGCUCUAAGAGGAGCCCUUACGGGAGCAUCUCUGGCUCCAAGAAGGCUCAGAGUCACGAGGUGUCGAGGCCCAGCUCGGUGGAGCGGCCGGGGGCUGUGCACCCUUGGGUCACCGCUCAGCUCCGCAACAAUGUGCAGCCCUCCCAUCCCUUCAUCCAGGAUCCAACCAUGCCCCCCAACCCAGCCCCCAACCCCCUCACACAGCUGGAAGAGGCGCGCAGGCGGCUUGAGGAGGAGAGGAGGAAGUCUGGAACAUUGCAGGCUAAGCAGAGGCAUAAGAAUAUGAAGAAGCAGCCUUGUGAGAACAUCACCGUGGCCUAUUACUUCUGUGGAGAGCCCAUCCCGUACAGGACGUCUGUCAAAGGAAGGAUCGUCAUGCUGGGACAGUUCAAGGAACUGCUUACUAAGAAAGGGAGCUACAGGUAUUAUUUCAAGAAAGUGAGCGAUGAGUUUGACUGCGGAGUGGUGUUCGAGGAGGUUCGCGAAGACGAUGCCAUCCUGCCCAUCUUCGAGGAGAAGAUCAUCGGAAAAGUUGAGAAGAUCGACUGAGGCCGGGGAGGGAGGGACUGGGGCUGCAGAGAAAAGGAAGACGCGGCGAGCAGGUGCUGAGAUUGGUACAGCGAAUGUGGAUGUGCUGGAGAGCGAGAGGUGCAGAGCAGGGACGGUAGCUGUGGAAAGUACACUAUUUACUCCGAGGCGUCUACCUCCGCACAACGGCUGCUCAGUGCGCUCAAGAUCACUGCGUUGUGCACGGAGAGCCCUUGGACUCACAGAGACGAAAGCGUGAGGCAGCAUUCUCUCACUUUUGCUAUAUUUCUAACCCUGAAAAAUGUAAUGUAGCAAUGUAAAGUUAGCUUAGAGAAAAGUACUAUGAAUAUGUUUACUAAAGCUGCAUAUUUUUGAUAUGACGUAUCAGAAGGAACAUAUCCUUUCUAAUUUAACAACUCUUGUAAUUUUAUAUGUACUGGUACCAGAUGUGUACAGACUGUAUGUUUAAAAGGAAAAAGAGAAAGUUUUAUAUCUAUUUAAAUAUUUAAAAAAAAAACAAAAAAAAAAAGCCGAAUUGGUUCACCCAUAUCAAAGCUGCAGCAUCAACCUGACCCAAGAUAUAGUGGGCUUUCACAAAGCUGUGGUUACGGAGAAAUCGCAACCCACGCUCUACCAAGUGCUUUUAACUCAUAAAACUGGUUUGUUAAUCCUAGAGAGGGAGGACUCUGCAUUAUGCAUUGAUGUCGGAGGAGUACUGCUUUGAGCAGAUGUCCUGUAUGACGAUGCCUUCACAUUGCUCUCUGUCCUUCGCUGAUGUCAUGACAUACCUAAUAAUAACACCGCAUGAUUUCAGAGCUAAGGAUAUAGCGCCGUCAAAUGAUUAAUCGCGAUUAAUCACAUCCAAAAUAAGUUUGUUUACGAUAUGUAAGUGUUUACUGUACUUGUGUAUAUAUGUAUAUAAAUGCACACUCAUACAGUAUAUUUUAUAUUGUAUUUAUAUUCAUAUAUCUUUUAUAUAUAUAUAUAUAUAAGUUUUUCUCAAAUAUAUACAUGCAUGUGUGCAUAUCGAUAUAUACAUAACAAAUAUAUACACUUAUAUUAUGCAAACAGAAAAUCACGAUUAAUCAUUUGACGGCGCUGAAAGGAUGAGUGCGGCAAUUUUAUGAAACUAAUAUCUCACGAUGUUUAAGUGGCACAAGUUAUAAGUCUGUAGUUUAUAUCCAGAAUCUGUAAGGUGGCUCUCUAGGUGUGAGAUCCGCAGCAGCGCUGACACCUGUUUAGGAGCAGGGGAAUGUGAGACUUGAGGAAGAGGACGCGACGUGCUGGUCGUCCUGGGGUCCAUCGUCUGUCUAGUGCCAUUGGACAAUAUACGGAUCAUGUUUACACUUACCUUAAUGUAUUACAGAACAAGAAACGAAUCGAGCAUUGUAGCCUUUUAGCUUAACACGGCUAAAUGUGGUGCCUGGCGAGAAUUAAUCGUUUUUAACUAAUUUAGUUUUAGCCAUGUUGAGAUCAUGAAACACCAAAGAGAACAAUCUAUCGCAGGAGUCGAAUGAAAUCCAUUUGCGUUGUUUCAGCAACAAAAAAAUGAAGCUCCUUCAUAGAGUUUUCAGGCUGCGUGUUGUAAUGAAACACAGAGAAGUGUAACUAACCGCUAGGACAGGCCUGGCGAGACCGAGCCAGACGUGGUGCUGUAACGGUAGAAUGCUUUCUGUUGAUCUGGCAUCCCAUUUUUGCUCUAGUUUUUACAUUUUUAAUUCCCUGUGUAGUUUGAUUUAAGUUGCUAUUGUCAUCAAUGUUUGUUCAGUGAUUUGUCAUGUUUGUUUUUAUUUUUUUCCCCCACGUUCAGUUAGAAUUGUUUUAAGCUUUCAUCAACUUGAACAAUAUGGGUACUUGAUGCAAAAUAUGGAACAUUUCUCAUGUUUGUUUCGACUGAUUUUUAAUUACGGUGUAAUUUUCAACUGCGAUGUAAAGUUAACUACUGUGAAUAGCUUGGGUAUGAGCUCCUCUCACUGAAUGAUGGAUGACCUGUACAUAGACAUCACAGAGUGCCUUUCUGACCAUCCUCAUCUCUGAUCCACGGUCUGCUCUCCUCACUCCAUGUGUCCAGUACCAGGGACUUGCAUUAUGUUUUUAACUUUCUUAAAAAAAAUUUUUUUCUUUGCGAAGAGCAUCAACACACUCUAAGUCUAUGUAAAUAUGUACAUUUGUUUUUUUCUUUUUUUAUGUGUCUUCAACGACAACCAGCAACCCAAUUUGGAUAUUUAGUGCCCUGGUUCUGCUUAAGUGUGAUGAGAUUGUACAGUUCACAUUUUAUGGUACUUUGGACAAUAAAGACAUGUUAUAAAACAAA
This is a messenger RNA of Carassius carassius (crucian carp), 5672 nucleotides long. RefSeq names its product axin-1. The record is from RefSeq and is a predicted model, not a curated record. Bases 878 to 3379 code for a protein of 833 amino acids. NCBI's taxonomy places the organism in Eukaryota, Metazoa, Chordata, Actinopteri, Cypriniformes, Cyprinidae. Gene Ontology annotation, biological process: negative regulation of canonical Wnt signaling pathway. The transcript has 10 exons.